This is a messenger RNA of Acanthosepion pharaonis, 597 nucleotides long. The record is from the annotation of a GenBank genome assembly. NCBI's taxonomy places the organism in Eukaryota, Metazoa, Mollusca, Cephalopoda, Sepiida, Sepiidae.
AUGCAUCUUUGCUGGCCUAUUUGCAUCAAAACUUAUGUAAAUACAUCUAUCUAUCUAUCUAUCUAUCUAUCUAUCUACCUAUCUAUCUAUCUAUCUCAUUUUGAUAUCUAUCUAUCUAUCUAUCUAUCUCAUUUUUAUAUCUAUCUAUCUAUCUAUCUAUCUAAAAAUUCCAGUCUUUAUCAUUUACCUAACACUUUUCUGAUAUAUACAAAUUUAUGUCCGAUUUUCCUAUCUAUCUAUCUGUUCUUUUACUUGUUCGAGUUUUUAGGCCAUUUGAUCUCAGAUCCUUAUCUAUCUAUCUAUCUAUCUAUCUAUCCUAUCUAUCUAUCUAUUUAUCUAUCUAUCUAUCUAUCUGUCUCUUUUUUCUUUUACUUUGAGAUUUUAGGCCUUUUUUAUCUCAGAUCCUUAUCUAUCUAUCUAUCUAUCUAUUUAUCUAUCUACAUCUAUCUUUUUUUCUCUAGAGGAUUUUUUACUUGUUCGAGAUUUACCACUUUUGAUCUCAGAUCCUUAUCUUAUCUAUCUAUCUAUCUAUCUAUCUAUCUAUUCAAUGCCCGUUGCAAUAAAACACCACAUGCAGAUAUCUAUCCGUCGAGGUAG